GGCUCCCUCCUGGCCUCAGCAUCAGCAUCAGCAUCAGCAUCUCUCCUGCCGGGACCAUGGACGACGUGCCGCCCCUCAUCCAGCUCAACAUCGCGCUGCGCGUUCACCCCAACGAGGGCCCGGUCUUCUUCAAGGUGGACGGGAGCCGCUUCGGCCAGACCCGCACCAUCAAGCUGCUCACCGGCUCCAAGUACAAGAUCGAGGUGGUGGCGAAGCCCGGCAACGUCGAGGCCACCAACAUGAACAUCGGGGGAAUCAUCUUCCCCCUGGAGCAGCAGUCCAGGGACGACGAGUCGGUGGUUUACCACGGCCAGUACGACACUGAGGGCGUCCCGCACACCAAGAGCGGGGACCGGCAACCCAUCCAAAUGAGCAUCGAGUUCAACAAGGCGGGGACGUUUGAGACGGUCUGGCAGGUCAAGUACUACAACUACUACAAGAGGGAGCACUGCCAGUUCGGCAACAAGUUCAGCAGCAUCGAGUACGAGUGCAAACCCAACGAGACGCGGACGCUGAUGUGGAUCAACAAGGAGAGCUUCAUCUGAGUCUGCGGGCAGAGCAGGAGGCGUCCGGAGGUUCCUGGAGGUUCCCGGAGGUUCCCGGAGGUUCCUGGAGGUUCCCGGAGGUUCCUGGAGGUUCCCGGAGGUUCCUGGAGGUUCCCGGAGGUUCCUGGAGGUUCCUGGCGUCUGCCGUGGUACGCAGAGAGAAACCAGCCGUUAGCAUACUGGUCUUCCCUCGUCUGCUUUAAAACUGCACAAACAUUUGUUCUCCAACAUGUUGACUGGUUUAAGACAUUUACCACCAGGGGGAGCCGGGGAGGAGAUCGAAGGCUCAGCAGAACCGUUUUCUUCUUUGUUUCACUUCCUGUCAGGGCGUCUUCCUCUCUUUCUAAAUAUUUGGUAGCUUUAGAGCAGAGUUAAACCCUAACCACUACCCAUCUCAUGACCUGAUCUUGUUCAUCAUCGUCAGCAGAGUCAGAUGAGAAGAAGAUUUAAAGUCUGUAUUUAACGUCUUCCUGAUGAGGGUCCGGCGGCACCAGAGCAGGAGACACAGGACAUGUUCAAGCAUUUUACACUUACAAGAAGCAGCUUUUAAUGAG
Messenger RNA from Cololabis saira (Pacific saury), 1099 nucleotides. RefSeq names its product cannabinoid receptor interacting protein 1a (gene cnrip1a). Bases 57 to 545 code for a protein of 162 amino acids. Lineage: Eukaryota; Metazoa; Chordata; Actinopteri; Beloniformes; Belonidae. The transcript is spliced from 3 exons. The record is from RefSeq and is a predicted model, not a curated record. Gene Ontology annotation, biological process: negative regulation of signaling receptor activity. Gene Ontology annotation, molecular function: type 1 cannabinoid receptor binding. Gene Ontology annotation, cellular component: plasma membrane.